GACCGUAGUGAUGAGGACCGUAGUGAUGAGGACCGUAGUGAUGAGGACCGUGGUGAUGAGGACCGUAGUGAUGAGGACCGUGGUGAUGAGGACCGUAGUGAUGAGGACCAUAGUGAUGACCGUAGUGAUGAGGACCGUAGUGAUGAGGACCAUAGUGAUGACCAUAGUGAUGAGGACCGUAGUGAUGAGGACCGUAGUGAUGAGGACCGUGGUGGUGAGGACCGUGGUGAUGAGGACCGUUGUGAUGAGGACCGUGGUGAUGAGGACCGUAGUGAUGAGAACCGUAGUGAUGAGGACCGUAGUGAUGAGGACCAUAGUGAUGACCGUAGUGAUGAGGACCGUAGUGAUGAGGACCGUGGUGAUGAGAGCAACAGUGAGGACAGUCGUAGUAGCUGGGGAUG
Molecule: messenger RNA, 401 nt
Organism: Procambarus clarkii (red swamp crayfish)
Lineage: Eukaryota; Metazoa; Arthropoda; Malacostraca; Decapoda; Cambaridae
Source: RefSeq, a predicted model, not a curated record